Molecule: messenger RNA, 2373 nt
Organism: Ustilago hordei
Lineage: Eukaryota; Fungi; Basidiomycota; Ustilaginomycetes; Ustilaginales; Ustilaginaceae
Exons: 2
Coding region: 1-2373 (790 amino acids)
Source: RefSeq, a predicted model, not a curated record
AUGUACGGCUCACCAGACGACGUCAGCACGGUCAGUCAGAACACCAAUCCUACUAUAGUAUCGGGCAUGCAAUCCACCAUCUCUGAUAGCGAUGUCCUCCGCGAUGCAAAGCACGUACACUGGCAACCUCUCCCCUUCAUCCCUGAUACCGCUCACACCUCACUCCCUUCCCGCAGCAAAGACAGUCUCAUUGAUGCUGAUGUUUCCUCCUCAACCAAGUCCAAGAGAGGAUUCGGGAAUGUCAAAGCAAAAAUUAAAGCUGUGGCUAGGUUCUUAGGCUCAAAGGAUAGACAUGAGGAGGAUGCAGGGUUCAGUGGAUUCACCGCGAAAGGAGUUCCGAUUGCUGGGCUCCAUCCACAGUCGAUCUUGUUGAAAGAUGGAGGCGACGAACGCGAAGAGAUGCGUAGCGAUGGAAAAGUGCAGAGCGACUACGCAGAGACCAAGAAGUCGGAGGUGCUGCCUGCGAUUGAGACGUUGCGAGAACGAUUGAGCUCUGAGGAGGAAGUGUGCAAAAAGCCUCCUCCACCACCUCAGCCUCAGAUCUAUCGACCACCAUCUCCCAGGCUUCUGGCCCCGGCAGCAUUGCGUGCUAAAUGCAGACGAGCAAUUGGGUCAGAAACACCUCUACUCUUCUCGCAUGCUGCUGAGCCGCCUCAUACUCGCUCUGGCACACCUCGACCUGCAUUACCACCUGCUGUCCGCGUCGUCAGUCGUCCCUUGCCUCCCACACCAGCACACAAUCCUCGAGCUCCAGGAGCAGAGCCACAGUUGCGUUCCUACAGCCCCACAGAUGACUACAUCGCACGUCUUUCCGCUGCUGGUCAGAACCCUCCUACUCCAGGCUCCUCCCCUGGCCUCGGUCUGUCUCAGCUCGACAGAAUCCCCACGCCUCCAACUGCUAACCUCAACACGCAUGACGACACUCCCGCACCUCCUCUCCUCGCUCAACCGUUUCCAUCUAUCCGCCGCGCCAAGAACACCCUGGACGCCACUCUCCUGGCCGCAGAACUCGAAAGUCUCUCCUCCUUCACCACCUCUUCAACACGCUUUGCUGACAGCAGCCGUGAAGCUGUCUGUCAUUGGAGACCUCAAGACGAGACCCCCACCUCUGUUCUUCCUCCUCUACCUACUCCUCACCAGAUCCCUCGAAAACGACCUCCUCCAAGCACCCCAACCUCACUCCAGGUGGAGGAGAGUCAAGAUGAAUCUAUCCAGCGUAUUCAACGCUGGCGAGUGCAAAUCACCGCACCGCCCCCAGUGGUUUUGGGUUCGCAGGUCGCUUCCGCUCAUUCGAGAUUCCAAGAGGAGCAGGCUGAAGAGAUGUCGAGUCAUCUGACUAGUGUCAGUCGAAGUCCGCUUUCCAAGCCUAACAGCGCAAAGAGUUUGGUGGAGGAUUUGGUGGAUAUGGAGAAGACUCCUACUCUUCAAGCUAAGCGUGUAUUGGGUAGGGAGAGCGCUAGGAGCUACAAAAGUCCUCCUCGACCUAAUUGCCAUGAGAGGGAGGAGGGAACAAGUCACAUAGCUCGACUCUCAGAUUCUCAGUUCAAUCGUCUUGCUCUCGCCACCGAAUCCGUACUUCCGCCUCCGUCUGCUCCCAUACCCGCCGAGAGCAACAACUCUCGUCUCCGCCCCAAAGCCGCCAUCAACAAAGCAGAGGAACGUGAUGAAGGAAAACCAUCAUCUUUAGAUGCAACCGGCACGACUCUUUCGGUGCUGGAACGCAAAGCCUCAACCCACAUCAAUACUCUCGACUCGAUGAUUCGCAAACAUCCAGAUAAGAUGUAUGAGAUUUUCAAGAACCGACCUGGUUUGAUGCUGGUUGUUAUGCUCAGGUGCAAGGUCGAGGAUCGCAUCUCGGAAGUUCAGGCCACGCCUUCAGUCUUGGUCGAUCUCGCACCUAGUACUUCAGGUAGAGGCAAGGAGAAAGAUGGAAUUGAUUUGCUGGAAGAGAGCCUUAUUGAUCUUCACUUUGACGAAGAAGCUACAUCAGCGCUGCAGGAACCUCGGGGAAUGCCAAGUAUCGUUGUUUCUCAGCACCACACCGGCGAUAGCGGCGCAGCGAGAAGCCGUACAGCCGCUACCUCGGUGAACCCUCUCACUGAGCCCUACAUUGAGGGAGGGAUGGGCAGGGUGCAAAGCGUGGUAGAGGCAAAGAUUGAAAGAAGAAGUGAGGGGAAGCUGCUAGAGAUAGUGCAGAGGCUCGAAGAAGCUGGAGAAUUAUGCUCGAUGCAACAGGUGUUGAUGUCGCUUCAGGAGCGACUCAUGACUACGAAAGGGGAGUGUAGUCGCUUGAGUGAGCGGCUAAGUGUUCUUGAGCAAGCUGUCUUCUCGCCCAACACCGCCAAUACCACAGCUUCAUCCUUUCACAGAUAG